UUAACAACUUUAGUGAAUAUAAUGCCUAUAUGUAAUCCGAUAUUCCGACUACACUUUAGGCGAGAUUCAGGGCUGUCAAUACAUCAUAAAUUAACUUCAAUAGACCUUAUCGCGCUGAAGAAUAAGUUCUGUUCAAGUAGUCCUCACUAAAAAUGUAUCUAGCUUCCCGCUUUCUGACAUUUGCAAGUGACAGAACACAGGAGUGCAUGAAAACCAACAGUCCUGCAAAACAUAUGAUAGAAACUUACAAACGUUGCGUUGAAGUUUUAUCUGUCCGCCUAAUUAGUUUAUUACAGUCAAUUGCAGAUUGAUUGCAGACUGCACCACAAGUAGUCAAAGUAUUUCACGGCUCGAUUCCAUUUCCGGUUCCGGCGACAAUGACGUUCCAGGAAGUGGCCAUCUUUGCAGAUUUGUGCUUGUAUGUUGUAUAGAAACUAUACUGUGGGUUUGGUAGAAUAUCAAAAUGAUAUUUUUGGGGGUGAAUUGUUUGUUAUUCGUGCGUCGCAACAACUUUUGAUUUAUUUCAAAUUCGAGGGCAAUAAAAAUAUUUGCUGAUACGUUUUAAAUAAAUGUAAUGCAUUGCGAUAUUGAAAUGUAACUGCAGGAAUCAACUAAUAAGGAGUUGUCAUCGAGGCUGUGAAAUGCAACGCUGUGCUUGGAAUACGUUUCGAGUGUAUUAUUUGAUGUAUCAUCGUUUACAAAAUGCUGUUUAACAGCUGUUGCUUGGGCCGCACUGCUUGUUAAUACUAGAAGAUCUGGUAUUACGAACUUCUAAUUUAUAACCUCUCAAAAUGAAGAAACUUUUUUCAAAGAUUGACAAUACGACGAAGGAGCCGAAUAGUUAUGUCGGCAAGGUAUUUGUCGUUGGGCGAGUGUCAGUGACAGUAGAAGAUGUUUUGGCGGAAGGAGGCUUUGCAGUUGUGUUCCUUGUGAAAGCUAAUAGUGGAAAUGCUCGUUAUGCAUUGAAGCGUAUGUAUGUUAAUAAUGAGCAUGACUUAAAUGUUGCAAAAAGAGAAAUUCAAAUUGCUAGUAAUUUAAGUGGUCACAAAAAUAUUAUCGGUUAUGUAGACUCAAGUCUUACUCAUACUGGUAAUGGUGUAUAUGAAGUUCUGUUGUUAAUGCCGUAUUGUAAGACACAUGUUCUUCAAAUGAUGAAUAGCAGGUUACAAUCUGGAUUCAGUGAAACUGAAGUUUUACAAAUGUUUUGUGAUAUGUGUGAAGCAGUGGAGAAUAUUUUGUUGAGUGAAAGUGGACAUUAUGUUCUCUGUGACUUUGGAUCAGCAACUGGGAAAGUUCUAAAUCCACAAAUACAAGGUGUUCCUGCUGUCGAAGAUGAAAUUAAAAAGUACACUACUUUGUCUUACCGAGCACCUGAAAUGGUUGAUCUAUACUCAGGGAGGCCAAUUACAACAAAAGCAGAUAUAUGGGCCUUAGGUUGUCUUCUUUAUAAACUGUGUUUUUUCUCAUUGCCAUUUGGAGAAAGCACUCUCGCCAUUCAGAGCGGCAAUUUCACCAUUCCUGAUAAUUCUAGAUAUUCCAAAGGUGUUCAUUGCCUUAUAAGAUACAUGCUUGAACCUGAUCAAGACAAAAGGCCAGAUAUAUUUCAGGUGUCAUUUGUGGCAUUUUCUCUUCAAGGGAAAGAUUGUCCUGUGCAAAAUUUACAUAAAUCACCCCUUCCUGUUGUUGAUCAAUUACCAGUUCCACAAUUAGAGAGUGAAUCAAAAAGGACUGCUGUCAAAGUUACAAAGCAGACUGUUGCACCUCUAGUUGAAGGGACAAGUGUGGCGCCAAGACAACGUCCCAAGGGUGGGCAGCCUCUCCCUGUAGGUGUUUUGCCUUUGCCUCUCGCUUCUCAACAUGCCCCACCCAGUAGCUCUGGUCGUCGACCGGUUGCUCCUCUUCCUGUGAAUGCUGUUUCACAGUCACCUGUGGCAGCAAAUGGUGCUUCUGUGAUAAAUAGUGAUAUUCCUGUUGGUUCCGUAAAUGUUCCGAUUGUAGCAUCUUGUCAGCCAUCUACACAGGCAGCGUUUGGAUCUAAUCCAACUGUUGCACAUCAACCUCCUUCUCAGCUUUCUUUUGCCUGUACGCUUCCAUCAAGUAAUACUACUUCUCAAACAUUUUUCCCUUCACCUGUGGCAGCACCUGCUGGUUUUGAUGCUAGAAUUCCUAGCCAUCCAGUCAUUCCUUCUAUACAAGGUCCUUCAAUUAAUCAGACUUGUCUUGGACAAACUCCUGGAAACUGUGGUGAAAAAAGAGAGAAGAAAGAAUCCUUAGAAGCCCUUUUUCCUCCGUCAGGAUUUCCAGACCCUUUCCGAGAUGACAGUAAUGUUGCUGAAUCGGGUCCUCCUCAAGGACCUCCACCUGUUCCACCGCCAGCAUUGACGCUUCCAUCUGCCAAUACAAAAUCUGGAGCUCACAAAUUAGAAUCAGUUUCACAGUGUAUCGCAACUGCAACUCCACCGAGCUCACCUACUUUAGCUCCUCCAAAAGGUCAUCGCCGAAAUAUGAGUGAUACGUCAGCUUUUAACAAAGUGUUUGCUAAUGAAACCAGUCAGUUUCUUGCCCCAUAUGAAGCAUCAGUAAAAUCAAGAUCUGGCUCAAAUAGUCCACCUGACAAUUCAGAUGCACCAUCUCGAACUUCUAACAUUCCAGAAUCAAGUAGGCAACAUGUUGGAGUUUCUGCAUCUCAUGGUGAACUGGCUAAUACAGUAACUGCGGGAGGGAGGUCAUUGUCAGCUGAUAUUGCAGAUUGGAAUCCUUUUGAAGAUUCAACUCCUUUCAGUCAGUUGACUGAAGAUCACAUAUUUGGUGCAGAAUUUGAUAAAAUAAGAAGGGGAUCUCAAAGUAGUAUCUCAAAUGUGAAAAGUCGAGAGAGUUUGGUUAUGGCUUACACUGAUAUGCCUGAGGAUCCAUUUAGUUCAGCGCCUUUUAGUAUGCCAGCUUCAAAACAUCUUAGAGACAAACAAUCUUCCAAGAAGGCUUCUUCAGGAGGAGUUUAUAAAGCUGUAGACAUGCCGAGAAGCGAACAAUGGGGCCAGCACAGCAGCAGCAAUUCAUCUCCUGAUAGGAAUGAACAUGGGGAUGGGGGCACUUCAUUUUUGUUGGGAAGUGCAAGUUCUCCUCCUUUUGUAAGGGCCCCUGCUGAAGACAGAUCAAAAUAUGAAAAGCUUUCACACAAUUUUGACGAUGUUUCAUCUGAUGACAGUCACAACAGGAAGCCAGAUGAAGGUAAUAAAGUUCGAAGAAGACGACGUAGUGGAAAGACCAGUGGAGGCAGAGGAAAAAAAGAAGUUAACGAUGUGCCGUCAACCAGUUACAGUGGAAAUUUAUCUGAAGAUUCAAUUGGUUCAGCUAGUGAUUUACAUGCUAUGAAUGAUGAUGAACAUCUAGGAGACGAUGAGAAAAAGUGUGAUAAUAGUGUUAAAAGAAAUGAAGAAACCAUUUCAGAAAGCAUUGUAACUUGCGGCUCUUCUGCUUACCAUGCAGAAUGUGAGAGUGUUACAACACACGAAGAUGAUGAAAUUUCACGUUUGAAAGGCUUUCGGAAAGUUAGAGAAAACUUAGCAAUAGAUGCUCAGAAGCCCUUCAUUGAAGAAGCAGAUGAGAAUAUUACUCAAGAUUUACUUUUUGUUGGACAUCAAUAUGGUGAUAAACCUUUGUUAGCUGAUGAUGAGCUCGAUACAGAAGAUGAUUAUGGGGACAGAUCUCCAUCUCCUAUUUCAGCAUUUACAAAAGAAAAAUUAUGGAAAAGUCAUGAAGAAAAUGAUUCUAAAUUAGGUUCUCUCAGAGAUCCUACUGAUGUAUUUGCAUUAGCUCCAUUCCAAAAACCAUUAGUGUAUUCACGUCGCAGUUCAAGUAGAGGAAGUAAUAGAAAAGUUCAUCUUUAUCAAAGUCGCAGUCAACCUGCUAGUCAGACUGUUUCCCCAAUGGACCUGGUUAGCAGCAGUAAUAAGUCAACAUUUCUAGUCUCUUCUUCCCCUCCAAAUUUCAGUCUUACUCCUGAAUGUUCUUCAGUUUCAUUUCCAAAAAUGUCAUUGCCAUAUGCUGGAUCAUCUGCAGGUUCAGGAGAUCAGAUCUUUUCUGAUUCUUUUGGAAAAGUAGACGAAAUGCUUAGAAACAGUGCUCAUGAUGAGAUAGAAUGUUCAAAACAAGACAUGUCAGAUUGUUUUAAAGCUGAUGGAAGGUAUGAUUCUACGCACUUUGCUUCAUCUGUUCCACCAAUUCAAGAACAAGACGAACCAUCUGAUGGGGGAAAGGACAUGUUUGGGUCUUCUCCUUUUAAUUCAGGUUCUUAUGCAAAUCCAUUUAAUAGUACAAAUGUUGCUGUAGUUCCACCUUCCACAUAUCAUGUUCCCACACCAAAUACCCCAUCUCCUAAUAAACCUCCAUCUUCGUAUGCAAGUCCAUGUCAGGAAUAUUUCUGCAUUCCACCAAUUGCAAAAACUGUGCCAGAUAGUUUACAUCUCAAAGAAUCUCCUGGUUGCAGGCUAACUGUUGCUCCUCACAAAAGUCCUCCUCCUGCCAUUGCUCCAGAUCAACAGAAUGCUUCUGCACAUGAUUUGUUUGGGUCUGUGCCAUUUAAUGAAAUGACAUCUAAAAUAUUCAUUUCACAGAAAAAUAAACAAAGUGUUUCGUCUCCACAAGAAUUACCAUUGUCUCAACAUUCAAUGCGUCCUGCAUCCUUGUCACUUGGUCAUGUUUCAUCUAAUCAGCAUUGUGGAAAAAGUUCUUCGAUUCUGAAUAGUAUGUCGGGAUUUUUAUACCUUGCCCAACCCAAUACUCAGCAUUCACAAUAUUUUGAUGAAGAAAUUGAUAUUCCAGAAAGUAGUCAAGUAAAAGAACCUGAUAUUACAUCACCAAAACAAAAUACAAAGAAAGAGAGAAGCAAAGGUGAUAGAUCAAAGUAUCAUCUUAUUGAAGAACGUAUCGAGUCAGACUCUCUAAAUAUUCCUACAAAAUUAUCUAAUAAAGUUGUGAAAAGCUCAACACAAAAAAAAUUAAAUAAGGCAUCGAAGAAGGGUACUUCAGAUAAAACGCCCAAUACUGCUGCAGCUGGGUUUAGCAAUAUGAGUUUUGAAGAUUUUCCCAGUGAUGAGAGGGAAAGUGUGACUGAUCAGAUGGUUGUUCCGUUUGAAGUUGUACGUAGUGAGAAAUCUGCCUAUGAUGGUGAAAGGAGGUUUGGUUCUUUGAAACGCCGGAGUAACCCUUUUUCCUGAAAAAUAAUGCGCAUGAAUCACAUCUAUCAUAUUCUGUAAUUAAUUUUUUAUUAGACAGAAUGAAAAAUGUAACAUCCUAUUGUAGGAAAUUCACAAUUCUCAUUAUUGUUCUGUUAAAUGUUUUGAGCACAACCAUUAUUUCCAUUAAUAGUGUAUUAAUAAAGAAAACAGUUAUGUGUAUAAUUUGCAUAGUAUUUGUUCAGUCAUUAUUGAACUCGUGUAUGUUAAUAAUAUUCAUUAUCAUACUAUAUACUGAGUGUACAUUCCUUUGUUGUGGAUUGUUGUUACAGUAUUUUGUGUAUUUUGCCAGAUUUCUCAUUGUACUUCUGAUACAAUGUUGCUAAAGUGAAAGGAGAGCUUUAAAUAUAAAGAAUUUGUAUUGUACAGUGUUAUCAGAUUGUAAUAAUUAUUUGUGGAAUACAGUUUUCUGAAGUUUAAAAAUCAUACUUUAUAAAGUUAUUCUUGUAUUGCAAUGAAGUGUACCAAGUUACUUGAAAAAUUAGGUGAGUCAUCUACCAAUGUCAUUGGAAAGAAGACGCACCAAUGACUUCAAGAAAAUGGAAGAAGGUAUAGUUUUUGGAAUGUUGAUAACCCAUUUUAUUAUUGUAUUAUUGAAAUUCUGUAACCAGUGACAGUCCAUAAAAAUGUUAACUGAAGCAGAAAGAUAAAAUUAAGGGAUUUGUUGUGCAGCUUACACUCAAAAAAAUUAUAUAUCUCGAAGUCACUGGUUACAGAAAUUAAGUUUUGCUACAACUAUGGUACCUGAUCUAUAUGUAAAUAUCUUCAGUAUUGAUGUUACUUCCUGAUUAUAAUAAUUAUACUAGAAUUAGUUGUGGAUUUGAACUGAAGAAUUUUCUUUGCCUUCACUUUAUUGUAUGUGCUUGUAUUAUGCUGAAAGUUAUAAUUUAAUAUGACAUUGAAAUAAUUUCCAUUUAUUACAUGAUUGUAUAAUUGAUCAUUUAAAUUAUUUGAUGUUAGUGUGUGUCAUUUUUGCUCUUGAAGGGUGAGAGAGAAUAACUGGUAUACCAGGUAAAAAAGAUUUUUCAUUACAACUUACCAGUACAUGGCAAAACAAAAUGAAUUUCCAAUUUUUCAUCUUCACUUUAAAACGAGACUGUAAAGCUCAGUUUUGAAUGAAUACCUUCAAAAUUUUGAAUUAGUAGAUAAAAGCCAUGCAUGCACAAUCAAGCAAUUUAAAUUUUGUUAGUAAGUCCUAUGUUAUUACUAGUCUUCAAGAGAAAAUGUAUUGCUUUAUAAUUUUUGUUUACUUGUAGCAGGCAACAUCAUUGCAUGAAUGUCAGAUUCGUAUUAAUUCAUGCAACAUAAGGCUGUUGAAAGAAAUGAUUGUGUGGAAGAUUUUGUGAAAGGACAAAAAGUGAAUAUCACAAGUGCCUGAAAUAAUAUAUUUUGAACACUACCAAAUUUUAUAAAAAUUUUUGAUUUUUAAUGAUGCUGUUUAAUGCACAAAGUAUAUUAUUGUGUGAUGGGAAGUGACAAAUGCUAUCUUGACACUUUUUUCAUCUUUUGCUCUUUCAUACAAGAUCUGGUUGAUGGAUGCAAGUCAGGUUCAUGGAAUGGAAUCUUUUGCCUCUUUCUGAAUUUAUUUAAUUUUAUAUUUUCUCCUAUUAAUUAAAUGUUGUUUUUCAGAGAAUUAGACCUUGAAAGAUUUGUAAAGAAUUACUUCUUUUCCAGUUGUAAAAAAAAGAAAUUGAUAUUGCUUAAUAAUUCAACAUAAUUUAAAUAUAGGCAUUCAUGUACACAUAUUUUAGAAAAAGACUAUUAAAACAAGUUGCUUUAUUAGAACAGAUAUGAGGCAUUCUUCUGUAUUUUUCAUAGUACGACUCAAACUGCCUCAAUUUCUGGCAAAAACAGUGGUAAAAAUAUGCAUUUAUUAUUAAAGUUAUGUAUCAGCACAGUAGAGUUGGUGCUCAAGAGAGCAUGGCAUUUGCCUUGUGGCUCACUCCUAUUGUUGAAGUUGUAGAUUAAAUCACUGACUGUGGUUGCUAUGCAAUAUGGCAUGCAAUUUUUUUCCCCUGUUCCUUUUUGAAAGUGGAUGCAUUGUAUUGCAAAUGAGUUUAUUCAGUGAAAAUUAAUGUUCCUCUUUUUUUGUUGGCAGCAAACUCUCUGUCACUGAUAAUGAACUCAUCUCAAAAAUGAAUUUUACAUACCAAGGUAUAUACAGUUAGUUCAUAGAAUAAUGUGUACAAUUUAUAAUUUCAUUACCAGUUCAUGUGACUGAUGUAACCUUUACGAAUGUAUACUCAGCAUGUGAAUUUCAUGCUGGUAAGUUUACUAAAGGAUAAUAUUAGUCUGUGAUUUUAGAUUGUUAUUUAUGUAGUCAGAAGAAUGUUUUGUAAGAUCAUAUGUGGCAGCAUUUAUGAAGUAUAUCAAACUGCAUUUUUAUAUUGUAAAUGGUUCCAUGGAUUUUAAGCUCUUAAAAAGCAAAUAGUAAAACAAUAAUGAAAGGUGAGACAAGUUACAGAAGUGUGGAUAAUGGUGCUAGAUCUUGUGGAUUUAUUGAAGUAUUAUUGAUUUAUCACUUCGUAUAACUGUAUAACAAUGCACCAGCUAGAAAUAUGUCAAUAUUUCUCUUUUAUACCAUACAAGGCAUAUUCUAAUAUGCAAUUUUCCUAUGGAUUGUGGUGAGUACAGUUUGCUGAUAGCAUAUACAUCAUGAAUUAAUAUUUUUAUAUCAGUUAUGGUACGAAUAUAGUCACACCAUAUACAAAGAGUUUCUGUUACAUUUUCCUAUAAAUUCUAUACUAUGUAUGUAUAUAUCUAUUUAUAAUAGCAUAAGAUGUUCUGGGAUAUUAGAUAAGUGUUUUUGUUAGCAAUGCUUAGACAUAUGAAGUCAAUAAAGUCUGGCUACUGCAUGAAUACCCAU
Messenger RNA from Gryllus bimaculatus (two-spotted cricket), 8100 nucleotides. The record is from the annotation of a GenBank genome assembly. NCBI's taxonomy places the organism in Eukaryota, Metazoa, Arthropoda, Insecta, Orthoptera, Gryllidae.